UUCUAUUCUCCCUCACCGUAGCCUUCUUUGCUCGGCAUAUGGCAAGAUUGCACGGUACGAUUUUUCAGGAAUUGCCGUUCGGGAUGUCGCUGGAACAUUGGAUGCCACCCUGGCAGCAAGAAAAGUUUUCCCUUGCUCUCUGUCUUCCUUGAUUCUUCCGAGAAUCGGUAGUCGGGACUUGCGAUGUCAAUCUCCCGCACUGCAGCCGCAUCUCUGCCGCAGUGCCUAUCAAUAGUAGUAGCUGUACUGGGCUAUGUAUGGUCGAUGAACUAUGUCUGGGUUGUCUGGAACGCGCUGGAGCUCGCCUCUUCCCGGCAGCAAAAUCUCUGCCGUAUCUGACAUCAUUGCCGGUGUUUCAUCCUUGCCUUACCUUGGGUAGCCGAUGCCGAACCACCGCCAGGUUGCUGGGUGAAAAGCUUACUUGCUAUCGCAUCGAUCGAUCCAUCCCGUCAAUUAUCGUGGCAUCCCGAUCCUUUUUCUCGACAGCUCCUGUCUUCGGACUACUGUCGACCCUCCCCGAUCUCCUGAGUGGCAUGCCAUACUCCAUUCGGUCCAUUCUGCCCUGGAAGAUCCAUAUCCAUCCUCUCCUAAGGCCAUCAUCACACCACGAUGACGAAUCAGGAGCCAUGCUGGCCCACCGGCUGUUGUCCAGCUCCUGGCAGAUAGCGCCGCUGAAGGGGUAUAUAUGUUCCCUGUAAUGGUCCCUCGAAGCAUGUUUUGCUA
Messenger RNA from Monascus purpureus, 723 nucleotides. The record is from the annotation of a GenBank genome assembly. Lineage: Eukaryota; Fungi; Ascomycota; Eurotiomycetes; Eurotiales; Aspergillaceae.